GAUUGGCUAUCUUUGAUUUACUGUUAACUAAAGCUACAGUAACCUAAUUUAUUUGUUCGGGUGGUAUGUCCGCCGCGGUUAAUUCAGCCAUGCAAGUUUGGGGCUAAAAUAACACAUCAUAACUGUUUGUUUACUCUUACAAAGUUAUGAAUUGCCAGACCAUGCAUGUGUUUGUAUUGUUACAGAUGGCUGAAAAACUGAGCAAUCCGAUGCAAUGUUGUUCUUGAGAAUUUAGGUUGAAUCUUACGCUGUCAUGUGGUCAACAGGUGCGCUGUCAACAUUCCGUCAGCAAAACAUGGGCCACGUUACCUCACGAAACUUAACGCAGCUGAAUGGGUCAUUUAUGUACACUAAACUGAAGAACCGAACAACUGUAUUAGUAUAUAGCCUACAUGCCAUAAAGCCUCUUGUAUGUAUAGCAUGUUUUGAAUAAGGAAUCUAAGCAAUAAGUUGAUUGUAGUCUAAGCCAAGGAUAAAUUCUCGCCAAAAUAAUUUUGGUGAUAACAUUAUUUUGACCAUGCCUAUAAUUAUUUUCUCUGUUUCAUGUGUAAAUAAAUAUCUUACGUAUGCUGCUUGUAGGCUACGAUUGCAUGUAGGCUAACUCACAUCAUUUUAUGCAUAAUUUACUGCUUGUAGGCUUUUAGGCAGGAUCUACUACAUGUAGGCUACUGUACUUUACCAGAAUUUAGGAUAAAUGUACGCAAAAUACCACAUGCGACAGUUGUAUUGAGUAUUUAUCCUACAAAUUACUUAUUAGGCUGUUUGACAAUAAUUCUUAAUCCUACCUUGACUAAAAGUUGCCAUUGCGUAUGUUAAAGUGUAGUCUACAUAAACCACAGCGGCUCACAGCAAAACCUAAUAAAACCGUGCUAGUUUGCAGACCCCCUAAAAAGUCGGCGGUGGUAGCCUUGUUUUUACUUAGCCUUGUCACUGACUCGUAAGAUCAACUCCCCCUACCGACAACUCUCUCUCGCUCUCUCUCGCGCGCUCUCUCUCUCUCUUUCUGGCACGCGGGAGGAAGCUUAUGUGUCUACUGUACAGAGAGAGCUACACAGUGGCUCAACGUCACCCGCGCCAUGACGUCAAUGCGACGUCGCGCAUUCCAGGCUCUCUAUGUAGAAGCCACUCACAUAAAUGUGCUAUUAGACUUUCCCUCGCGCAGCCUCCACAUAAACAAAGGCACAUUGCAGCUCGAGCCUGGCGCAUCAGUCGCACGAAUACUGUCAAACGCGGACACCACGGAAAACCUUACAAGUAGUGGACUACUAGUAUUACUUUUUUUCUUUUUCUUUUUUUUGGACAGGGGAAACAAUACAUUACAUUUAUUGUAAUUGUUGAUACCUGCCGAUCGAACAUCAGACUUAAAAGUGACUAUUAUUAGCCGCAAAAAAAGAUAUUUAUCAGUAUUUCAUCGGAAUAGCCAAUGCACAGGAUAUUUUAAGGAGGUUCAAAACACAUGUAAAGACGGAACCACUACAGCAAUCAAGCGCUGGUUCGGAAGAGCGCGCUCAGCCCAGCUCCGAUCCACGAGUACCAGACCCAUUCUCUGAGGCGUCUGCUGAUACCCGGACCAUCUCCGGCACCACUAGAAAAUCGACCACAAUUCAGCAAGCAAAACUUACGCGAGAUCUAUGGCAUUGAAGCGAUGAGCAAACACGCGCACUUAUUGGAACAACUGCAUUUUGUCCAUCUAAAAUGCACUCCCCGAGAAAUGCCUUGUGUACAGGCUCAGUAUGGCCCUGCCCCUCCAGGGUCCAGCUACUCCUCCCAAUCCGUCAGUUACCACGGAGACUACGGCUCUGACCUCAUGAACCCAGACUAUGCCAAGCUGGAGUUGGGUGCAGGAGAGAUCUCGGCGGCAGCCACCACAUCUCUCCCCAGCUUCAAUGUGUUUGUAGAGAGCAGCUACGACCCGCCCAAGCCCUCCUGCCUGUACCAGCUGCCCUCGAUGCGACCCACCAUCAAGAAGGAGGAUGACCCUUACCACACGGGCCCGACCCUCUCCAUGGGGCAGGCCGACGACGCGUUGGCAGGCAGCUCGAUGUACUUCAAACAGUCUCCGCCCUCCACCCCGCCUACUCCCCACCCGACGGGCCCCCCUGGAGGCGCCUUUCUGUGGGAGGAACCUCAGUCCCUGCAGCAACUCCCCCAGCCUCAGCGAUUUGCCCACUUCUACGAGCAGUCGCCUGUGGCGGCCUACGAGGGCAUGAGUGUGCAGGUGCGCCCGGAGCGCUCUCCCUCUGAUGUGCACAGUCACCCCCACCCACAAGCACACCCGCACACACAUAUGUACCCACUGGGCAUGGGGAAGGCUGGAGGUCUGCCAUUCCGCUCACUGGCCACCAUGGGGGGGUGCCCGCCACCACUGCCCUCUCCACCGUCACGAUGCAGCACAGGAGAGGGGAUGUGUGCCGUAUGUGGAGACAACGCCGCCUGCCAACACUAUGGGGUGCGCACGUGUGAAGGCUGCAAGGGCUUCUUCAAGAGAACGGUGCAGAAGAAUGCCAAGUAUGUGUGUUUGGCCAGUAAAAACUGCCCAGUGGACAAGAGACGGCGAAAUCGUUGUCAGUAUUGCCGUUUCCAGAAGUGUCUAAGUGUGGGGAUGGUGAAAGAAGUGGUCCGUACAGAUAACCUGAAGGGCAGGAGGGGUCGGCUGCCAUCCAAACCAAAGAGCCCUUUGCAGACGGACCCGUGUCCCCCCUCGCCACCCAUCAGUCUCGUCAGCGCUCUCCUACGUGCCUACACACACUCUGCGCCCCGUGAGCUCGACUACAGCCAGUUCAGUGCUGUGGAGACCGUGGGUCUGUCCGAGGCGCAGCAGGUGCAGGUCUUCUACCGCCUGCUGACCUGCUCCAUGGAGGUGACACGCGCCUGGGCCGAACGCAUACCCGGAUUCUCCGAGCUCAACCGAGAUGACCAGAACACGCUCAUUGACUCUGCCUUCCUGGAGAUUUUCGUUCUGCGACUGUCCUACAGGUGGAUGCUGCCUGAGGAGAAGCUGGUGCUCUGUAAUGGCUUGGUGCUGCACCGGCAGCAGUGUCUGCGGGGCUUUGGGGAGUGGCUGGACUCCAUCCGAGACUUCAGCGCCAACCUGCAGAGCCUGGGAAUGGACCUGACCGCCUUCAGCUGCCUCUGUGCCCUGGUGCUGCUCACAGAUCAGUGUCCUGGUCUGAAGGACCGGAAGCGCGUGGAGGAGCUGCAGAAUAAGGUUCUCUGUUCUCUGCGGGAUCACCUGGGCUUUGGCUCCAGUGCGGCCGGGGCCUCAGCGGGGAAAGCCUCCCCCUCACUGAAUCGCGUGGUGGGGGUGAGGGCAGAGCUUCGGAUCCAGCGGACCCAGGGUCUCCAGAGAAUCUUCUACCUGAAGCUUGAAGACUUAGUCCCUCCCCCACAAGCCAUCGAUAGGUUCUUGGAUACACUGCCCUACUAAGGCCCUGCUCGUUCAAAUGCGAGGACAUCCCCACUGUUUCAGACGGACAGACCAGAGGUGGGCCAUCAGCAGCAUUAUGAGCUGUGGUGGACAGGACCUUUGUCUGGAUGGAGGCCGCACUACAACUCCCAUGAUCUCCCAUAUCCGCACACAGGACAUACUCUGUCUGUCGAAAAACAAACAAACAAACCACAACAAAACAAUCAGAACAUUUUUAUGCCAGAUUCGACUGUGUGUGCGUGGGUGGGUGGGUGGGUGUGUAUGUGCACAGACAAGUGUUUUAAGUGUGUAUUUUGAGCCUUGACAGUGUGAAUCUGAUGUCCAACACAAAUUCACGCAAUACCCUCUCCGUCACUCAUAUCCACACAUGGAUCCCUUGUGCAAGCAACAGUAUCUGUCCACGUGUGUGUUCUUGUAUUAUGGCCCCAAACAGAACACACCUCACAGUUUUAAACAAGACAAGCAACGCAUACACAUAAACACAUAAACACACACACACAUACACACACUCUCUCACUCACUCACUCACAUACAUAAACACACAUUCUUAGAUCAUAGGCAGAGAGGAUAGUGAACCGCUCCUGCGUAUAAGUGCAAUUUCUGAAGUGCUUUUCCCACAGGAGCACACUGCGAUUCCAGCUCUGUAGUUGACAUUAGCUGACAUGAAUACUAAGACUCCAUCCUCAGAGCCACUGCCCAUGAGGUCAAAGGUCGGGGCAGACCAGAGACACCGCACAGCACUGCGCUGCGCCGCACUAACCUUUCUACGACAACGGAGCUCCUCAGAACUUGAAUUUGCUGUAGUAUUUUUAUAUUGAAAAUAAUAAAUGUAGGGCUUCAAGACGACGGAACACCAGUGUGGGAGUCAGUGGGAGGGGGCGGGGGGUUGCUGAGCACUUAAAGAAAGAUACGGAGACAGAGAGAUGAAUAGAGGAAAAGAAGGAGGGGUAGAGGGAACACAGGAGGGAGGAGAAAGAGAAAGAACGAGAGAUUGGGAGCAAGAGGAGACAAAGGCGAGAGGGAAGAAGGGCGAAAAGGAGAAGGGGUGAUACAUUCCGCAUUAAUAUGUCUUUUGUAUGUUUAUAUCAUUGAUGCCAUUUAUUGACAUUGAGGACUAUGUUGCUUUUGAUUUGUACAGAGGAAGAGGGUUUGUGCAUGGGUGUGUGUGUUUGCGCUUGCCUGUAUUUAUUGCAAAAGACUGCAGCGCUGAGAGAACUCUUUACAGCCCACCCAAGACAGAUUCAAACUAUAUAAAUAUAUAAAUAUAUUACCACAAAAAAAAAAAACUAAUAUUUUGAAGUGUUUUUAUCUGAUAGCCUUUUUCAACUAUUGUGGUACGACUUGUGCAUUGUUUUGUUUCUUUUUUGAAGAAGAAAAAUGUUUUCCACUGUCUCUUGGUUUGAUUUUAUUUUUGUCUCUUUGUUUCACUGGAGGUUCAGCUCAGCACUUUGAAAUGAUAAAAUAGUUUAAAUGA
Clupea harengus (Atlantic herring) is the source of this 4901-nucleotide messenger RNA. It is a transcript of the gene nr4a3, whose product is annotated as nuclear receptor subfamily 4, group A, member 3. NCBI's taxonomy places the organism in Eukaryota, Metazoa, Chordata, Actinopteri, Clupeiformes, Clupeidae. Gene Ontology annotation, molecular function: nuclear receptor activity; nuclear glucocorticoid receptor binding; zinc ion binding. The record is from RefSeq and is a predicted model, not a curated record. Gene Ontology annotation, cellular component: transcription regulator complex; nucleus. Gene Ontology annotation, biological process: cellular response to corticotropin-releasing hormone stimulus; regulation of transcription by RNA polymerase II.